Molecule: messenger RNA, 555 nt
Organism: Rotaria sordida
Lineage: Eukaryota; Metazoa; Rotifera; Eurotatoria; Philodinida; Philodinidae
Source: the annotation of a GenBank genome assembly
AUGAAAAGUCAACAUAUUGAUAAACAAUCAAACGAUUGUCCAGGUAAUCUUAAAUGGAACACAACAGGAACAACAAUCAUUAGUGGUUAUGGUACAGGUCCCAAUCAAUUAAAUUACCCUAACGGUAUAUUUAUCGAGCCAAAAACACAAAUUUUAUAUAUUGCUGAUGUUGGAAACCAUCGCGUGCAAAAAAGAUAUCCAAAUGGCGAAAUUAUUACUGCCGCUGGUGACCCACAUGGGCGAGCUGGGUCAACACCGGAUAAAUUAAAUUGUCCCGUAGAUGUUUUUGCAGAUGAGAAUGAAAAUGUCUUCAUCUCUGAUUGGUAUAAUCAAAGAAUUCAAUUUUGGCAGAAAGAUGCCAAAAGCGGAAAAACAGUGGCCGGAAAUGGAAGUUUAGGUACAGCAUUAAAUGAAUUUCAUUUUCCAACAAGAGUAUUAGUCGAUUCGAAGAAGAAAAUAAUGGUUGCUGACAACCAAAAUCAGCGAAUCAUGCAAUGGACAUUUCCAUAUGAUCCUGAAAAAAAUGUUGGCUCAAUCAUCGCUGUAAGUUAUUGA